Messenger RNA from Hipposideros armiger (great roundleaf bat), 4897 nucleotides. RefSeq names its product coiled-coil domain containing 9B (gene CCDC9B). The record is from RefSeq and is a predicted model, not a curated record. NCBI's taxonomy places the organism in Eukaryota, Metazoa, Chordata, Mammalia, Chiroptera, Hipposideridae.
AUGAUCUCGUGUGCUGAGCGGAACCGGCAGGGAGAGGCCAGCAGAAGCCCGGCUCCGGCGGCUCCAGCGUCCCUUCUGCUCUGGCUCCAGGGCUGCUCUGGAAUUCUCUCUGUGCCCGCUGUUGCCAUGCACUCGGCUGGGCCUCAUGGGGCCCAAUCCCCGAUAAGCAAGCAGGAAGAGAAGGAUGCAGAGCUGGACCGGAGGAUAGUUGCCCUUCGCAAGAAGAACCAGGCCUUACUACGCAGGUACCAGGAGAUCCAGGAAGACCGUCGGCAGGCAGAGCAGGGGGGCAUGGCUGUGACCACGCCGGAGAUCCUCCGACCUGAUGGCCUCACAGUCACCAUCAGCCAGGUUCCCGGUGAGAAGCGGGUGGUCAGCCGUAACUGGGUAAGGAGUGCCCUUGGACCUGGAGCAGCCAAUGAGAUGCUCGAGAAUGAGGAGGCAGAGGACCUCACUGGUACUUUCUGCCUGGAGGAGCGGGUAGAGCUGGCGGUAACCAUGGAAAACAAAGCCAAGGCCAAGCGGGUUGUAAGUGAGAAGCCCAGCAGAACAAGGAACCAGGGGGGAGAAGGGUCACCUGGAGAGGGCUUUGGCUGGAACCCCUCCAGGCAGAUGGCCAUCAGCGUGGAUUCUGCAUGGAAGGGUGCUCGGGAACCCCGGAGUCCAGGCCUGGUCCCAGGCCCAGCUCCCCACCGGCCAGUGUGGGGGCCGCUGGAGGUGGGCUGGGACUAUGCCCAGUGGAAGCAGGAGCGGGAGCAGAUAGACCUGGCCCGCCUCGCCCGGCACAGAGAUGCACAGGGUGACUGGCGCCGCCCGUGGGACCUGGACAAGGACAAGCCCACGCUACAGGACUGCAGCAAGCCUCGGGAAGAGGGCCAGGGCAGGGCGGGUAGCACCAGAGCUCCCAGGAGCCACCGGAAGCUACAGCCCCCACCACUGCCCCCUGAUGGCAAAAGUGGUACAACUCGGGGUGGGCAACCUAACAGACCCUUGGUGGCACCAGCCGCACACAGCAAAGCCCGGGGGACGGAAAGGCUGACUGGCAGGGCCCGCAGGUGGGAAGACAGCUACAGGACAAAGGAAGGCAAGGAGGAGGUAGAGAGCCAGGAGGGAAGUCAAAGCACCACCAGCAAGACUCUGAAUGAGAAGGAACAUGCACAGACGCAGAGGAGGAUGGAGCAGGAUAGACCCCCGAGUGCCCCAGCAACCAGCCUGGCCCCGGCAUCCCCAAAGGGGCCAAAAGGGGAUUCAGGAGCGUCAUCAGCCAGUUCAGUCCCUGACUCUCCACAAAACACUGGCUUGGUUCCCCUUGACCUCUCUCUAGGAGGCACUGGCAGCCCUGGGCCUGGGAAGAGCGUGUGUGUUCUCAGUCCAAGGCCUGGCGCCCAGGAGAGCCCUGUGACCUGGCCGGAUGGUUGCGAGCAGGCCCUGGGGUGGAACAAUCCCCAGGCUGAGCCAGAAGUCCAGACUUGCUCUGAGCCACAAAGAGAAGCAGGGCCCCUAGAGCCCAGAGAAGACAGGUCUGGCCAGGCUGGGACCCAGCAAGGCCUGGCACCGCGAAGCAGGCCCCACAGAGGAACCGGCCACAGGGCAAGGGGCACAGGGGGUGUGAGGAGCAGGACAGGGUGCCCUGGCCCUACAGGGAGAUGCUGAGUAGGGGGGCCAGGCUGGGGAGAGGUGGCGGGAAGAACACAGCCAAGAGCCUUCUUUAUGGUGGAUAUCUGGUUGCUGGUAGCUUGUGGCAGUUUGGCAAACUGGCACAGUGACAUUAUGAGGGCAAGGAGCUGUCCUUCCCUGCACCCCAUGUGCAUAUCCCUGUGCACAUGUGUUUUCACCGGCAGGUACAGCCCCUGGUGUAUUCCUGUGCCACACCUGGUCUCUGAGGCUGGUGAGCCCUGUCCUGGGCCUCCUGCUGCCUAGGUCGCAAGCUUCCCCCUGUGGCGAGAGAGCAAGGCUAGGAAGCACUUAGCACUUGAAUGGCCUGGCCUCCCUCUCCAGCGGCCAGCUGCCAACUCCUCAGGUGCAGGCAGCCUCAGCAGCUGGCAUGCCCAGCCCAGGCCCGGGUCCUUUCCCAUGCCUCUGCCUUGCACCCAGGUGACUCACAGCCCCAGACACACAGGGUGGCCAAAGCAGGGGAAUCUCACCAAUUAGUUAGAAGCCUCCUGCCUUUCUAGAAGAGGAGGCUGAGGCCCAGAGAAAGGGAGUCCACAGCCGGCAGGAGCUGAGCUGGGAUGGAAGAGCAGAGUUCGGGUCUCCUCUGCAAAAGGGAGGCUCCUUGGAAAGUCCUCCUCUCUGUAAUGGGGUGAGGUUGGGCAGGGAGGGGAUAGCCUCCUCUCUUCACAGUAGGGUGGGAGAGCUUACCACCAGGGGCCCCCUCCUCUACACCCAGAUCAGACAUUGAAUAUACCCUGAAUAGGGGUCAGGGGGCAGCCCUGCAGCCCAGGGUCAUUUCCUGCCAUCUCCUAUUUCCUCUCCCCACCACCUCCUACACCAUGGUCAGGAAAAAGCAAGGACUCAGAGAGGAAAAACAGUGACUCCAGCUAAGUACGACAUUAGGACUUGUCCUUCCUACUUAAGUCUCCAUUACUGCCCCUCCCCUGAGGCCCACGUCUGGCAAAUUAUCCAGACUCUGCACAAGCUGUGGCUUCCUCUCAAUUCAACAAACAUUUCCUGAGCACCCACUACCAGCAAUGCAGCCGGUGGGCAAUGGUGACUUUGCCAGCAAGAGGGAGGGAAUAAACCUAAUCAUCUUGCAGAUCCAAGCUGCACAGCAGCUGUUUUUGGCUGUCGGUGCCCGACAGGGGCUGGGGAUGGUGGUAGGAGCCCAAAGGGAGCCAUUCCACCUCUGCUCACAAAGGCAGGUGGCCCCCCCCUUUCUCAUCAUGUGACCCUUUGCCCCCAAGCCCUCUGCUUGGCCCCCUCUGCUCCCCUCCUCUCUGGUCCUGCCAUGGUUGUUCCUCUCUGCUGAGGGCCCCAGGCCUCACCAGCAUCCCUAGGUUCUCUACGGAUUGUCCAGAUCAUCCCCAGGAUAUCUCCACUGUCAAAGUGAGGUCUUAACCAUGGGGUUGCAGCCUGGGCUUCCUCAUUGGCUCUUCUUCACCCCCUACCCCUUUAUUCAGGAAGCAUGAGGACAGAAUCAGACUGUUUAGAGCACUGCUUCUCACAUGUUAAGGUGCAGAGUAAUGCAGAUUCUAUUGUAAUUUAGUAGGUCUUGGGUGGACCUGGGAGUUUGCGUGUCUAAUGCAUCUCCCAGUGAUGCCUAUGCUGCUGAUAAGCACACUUUGAGUAGUAAGGGUUUGGACUAGCAUAUAUGGAGGGCUGGGGGCAAAGAUAGUCUCUAGACUCUCAUUGCUGGUUGCUGGCUUUGUAGGGGAUAGGGGCACGCUGCCCCUCUGCGUGGGGAUUUCCUGGCUUCAGAGCUGGGUGGGAAGCUGAGGCACGUGGGAAGAAGCUUGAUAGGCCAGUGAGUGGUGGUACCAACUUCCUAUAGAAGAGAGUAAGAAAGCUGGGUGGUAAUGGGAUGAGGUGAAAGUGGGUGGAAGAUGUUGGUGUGGAGCUGAUAAGAGGGCUUUUGGAAAGGCUUAAGAACAUUCCUAUGUAUAUGAGAGGAAGACUCCUGUGAGACAUGAGUAGGCAAAGGGUGUAAGAGUCCCAGCUCAAGUUUUUCUUUUGUCUUCUAGUCACACACAUUAGGCUUUAGAGCAUGGCUCUGGCCCUGGAACCCAUGUCUCCCAAAGGAUAGAGCCAGGGUAGAGCAGAUUCGGGCAGAGCCCUUGAAUGCAGAUGUCUCAGAAAUAAUUGUGAUCAAGAAUUUGAAUUCUAAGAUUCACAAACUGCUUCCAACUCCCUAUACUGCCAACUGUAUAGGUGUGCCUUCAUUCAAGGUUAUGAGCCAAGGCAUGUCUGACUGUGGGAUGGGGAUGUAGAAUUUGGGCCGAAUUCUGGUUCAGGCCUCACAAUGGGACCUAAGCAGGAGAGAAAGUUGGGCAGAAAGGCUAUGGAGAGAUAGGGCUUCUGUCUUUUUUGAUGUUAGGAUGAAGGAUGUCAUGGGACUCACUAGGGGCUGCAGAGAAUGGAGAUUGGCACAGAAUGUCUUCACUGGAGGAAAAUUGUAGGGCAAGGCAAGUAUCACUGAGCUUAUCUCAAAAAUGGGCAACUCCUCAGGAUCAAGAGACAGGACCACCCCUCCUGCUCUAGGAUGGAACCAGCUAUGGAGCAGGAGGGAAACGUGGUUGGACACCCCUCCACAAACCUUAGGGUCAUGGAAGGCUGGCUGUAUCUCGUCCUGGCUCCAGUUUAAAGGCCUGGGAGCCUUCCUCUUGGAUGCCCUUCUUCUCUCCAGACUAGAUUGCUCUUUAAAGGUGGGAAGUUCUUCAUGAGACACUGCUAUCAGGAAUCCAGGCACAGAGCUAGAGGAGCUGAGAAGAGAGGGCGCACACGAUAAUAGAGAGCCAGCAGGGAGACGACAGCUUUACCUAAGGCCUCAAAACAAGAAGAGCAGAAGAGGCAGAGGACAUCCCCGUCCUGGGCCCAUAAGACCUUGCAGAGGUGAGCAGCAGAUCAUAUUGCAAGGGAGGUUUUUUUUUUUUAUGACAGGCAGCAUGGCAGAAUGAAACAAACACGGGCCUUAGAAUCCGACGGACUAAACCUGCAUCCUGUCUGCUAUCUGCUAACUGGGAGAACUCAGUCAGCUUUAACCUCUAAAAGCCACAGUUUUCUUAUCUGCAACAUGGGUCUAGUAAAACCUACCUUAAAGGGUUGUUCAGAAAUUAGACACAAGACUAUGCAAAAUGUACCUGAUGACAGUAGGCACUUAAUUUAACAGUAGCCUGGCACCCAAAAGGCACUUAGUAAAUAUUUGUUGAAUAAAUGAAGUAGCUAUUUGAUGUGAUCUCUA